This is a messenger RNA of Clupea harengus (Atlantic herring), 1432 nucleotides long. It is a transcript of the gene tmem231, whose product is annotated as transmembrane protein 231. Gene Ontology annotation, biological process: regulation of protein localization; cilium assembly. NCBI's taxonomy places the organism in Eukaryota, Metazoa, Chordata, Actinopteri, Clupeiformes, Clupeidae. Gene Ontology annotation, cellular component: ciliary membrane; ciliary transition zone. The record is from RefSeq and is a predicted model, not a curated record.
CAUGUAGUACUUAGUUAUGGGUUUUAAUAUUGAGGUAACUGAGAAACGUUAAGGUUUUUCACCCAAGUGCUCAUGUAUACUAAUGAGUUAUUUGCAAAGUAGGCCUAUUACACAUCUAAAUUUAAAAGUGAAACGAUAGUGGCUUGUUGAUUUAAGAUUCAGUGGCCAGACAUGUAUGCAUAUCAUGUCAACAUAUUUUUGGAAUCCGACCUUAAUGACGCUGAGCACCCGUGGUGUGCGGGAGGAGGGGAGAGCCGGUUGCUAUGGAUAAUCGCAACCAUGGUAACGUCAUGGGCUUUUAUGAAGUAUACUCUCACCCGGCGUUAAUUCGAUACAAAACUAGCGUGUGCACGAAAGCCACGUUAUUUGCCAUAGCUGUUCUAUGUCUUACCUACAUUCCUCCUCUCCUGGUUGCCUACAGAAGUCAAGGAUUCUGGUUGAAACGCAGCACCUACGAAGAACAACCCGUUGUCAGGUUUCAGUAUCAGAUGCUUCUGGUGACUGCAACCAGCACAAAGGGUGACUACGUUGCUUGGAGCACAUACCCCAGUUUAAAUAAUUUAUUAGGAAGCAACCUACGAAUCCCCAUGGUUUCGGCUAGAGAGGAGGAUCAGAAUCAGGAUGGGAAGUUAGACCAAUUGAAUCUCCAGCUGGAGCUUCCUCUGUCACCUGAGGAGCAGGUCUACAGCAUCCAGUUGCUUCUCACCUUCUCCUACCAGCUCUUUAGAAUGUCCACUGUUGUCAUGCAGACACUUGCGUUUGUGCAGCACUCUUCCCCUGUACCGGGAUCUCAGCUCUUUGUCAGUGGAGAUCUGCGCUUGGAGCAACGAGUUCCCCUCCCGCACCGUGGCCUCCACACAGCUUACAAUAUAUCAGUCAUUGAUGGCCACAGUCCCUUUGCCAGCAGCUAUGAUCUGGUCAAAAUCAUUGGAGCAUACCACAAAAGAAACUUGACUACUGUCUUCUCUUGCCCAAGUCCAGUUUGGACAGUGGGUCGAGCUCCUGGGGCUCCCUUCAGGAUAAGUGCAGAGGUGCGCUACCCUGUGGAGGUCAUCAGUUAUCGUCCAGGUUUCUGGGAGAUGAUCAAGUUUGCAUGGAUUCAGUAUGUCAGCGUAUUGCUUAUAUUCCUGUGGGUCUUCCGCCGCGUCCAGGACUUUGUCUUCCAGAACCAGGUGUUGCCUACGGUGCCUGUUCUACCGCUUAAACAGCACAGGGCCUGAAGAUGUCUGCCCAUCUUACAGUUAGGAUCAAAGGAUUAUGUGUAUGAAAACAGCCUGUAUACCUGUGAGUGGAGCAUUGAUUAUUCCAUAAGAUAUCAGUGUGUUCAGCUUCAAUGAAAAAUGCUCUUGUAAUCAUAUUUUUUUAUUUGUACAUAGGUUUGUUUGCUUAGAGUUUUACUUUUAGUACAUUAAAUGUGUUUCUAUAAAUCCUA